Messenger RNA from Lodderomyces jiufengensis, 669 nucleotides. RefSeq lists its product as uncharacterized. Bases 1 to 669 code for a protein of 222 amino acids. Lineage: Eukaryota; Fungi; Ascomycota; Pichiomycetes; Serinales; Debaryomycetaceae. The transcript has a single exon. The record is from RefSeq and is a predicted model, not a curated record.
AUGGGAGCUCCUCAAGAAGAUCCAUAUUUUGAAGAAAUUCCAGAAAAAGAUUUACAUUUUUAUCAAAGAAAAGGAGCUAAAAGAAAAAGAAAAUUACCAUCAUAUAUUCCAAAACAUGAUUUAAAAAUCUUAAAUAAAGUUAAAAAUAGAGCUUAUACUUUAGAUUUACAAUUAAGUUUUUGUGGGAUAAGAAUUGGUUGGUCUGGUAUAAUUGGUUUAAUUCCAUGGAUUGGUGAUUUUAUAGCAUUUUUUUUUGCUUAUCAAUUAGUUAGAACUGCUAAAAAAAUUGAAGGUGGUUUACCAAAGGGUUUAGAAACUGAAAUGAUGGCUAAUGUUACUUUUGAUUUUGGUAUUGGUUUAAUUCCAAUAGUUGGUGAUUUUAUUAAUGUUUUAUAUAAAUGUAAUUCAAGAAAUUUUAUUUUGUUGGAAAAACACUUGAUUAGAAAAUAUGAAGGACUAAAUGGUGGUAUUGAAAAUCCAAAUAAUUCAGGUACAGCUGCUGCAGUCACUAAUAAAAAUAGACAAGCUACUGCUGCUAAAUAUGAAUCAACUGAAGAACCUUAUAAUCCUGAACUUCCAAGACCACAAAAUAAUAUUCCACCAAAUUAUAAAGGACGACCUGUUCCUGAUCCACCACUUGAUACUACUCAAAUUGGAAAUAAAGUUUAG